UCAGACACGCGAAUAAUCAUCUGUAUGUGGUAGAAUUUCAUCGUCUUCGUCGUCUCCGUCUCGUGCCCCAUGGUGUGUAAUCUUCACUAGAUUGACCUAUCGAACGUCGCAAGAAGGUCGUGUCCGGGUGGUAGUCGGUCGUCGCGGAUUGAUAGUGUUUUGCUCUCGUAUCCAUCCAUAAAAAGUGAGAAGACCUACAAAAUCUCCCAGCAGCUGCCCAAACUUGCACGGUUUUGGGAAACGGGAAAAAGAAGUUCAACCAGUACCGAAGUAACAAUCCCUCCAGUUUUUGUGCCGGUCGGAUUCCGCUGAUUUGUGAAGGUCGCCGAAGAAGAACGAGAAAAGCCAGCAAUGCUGCGAACCAUCGCCGUAAGGAAUGAGAAGCUCCUGCUCCAGGGAUCCCGCAAAGUUCUCCGGGGAACUGCCAGCAGGGCGCUAAGCUGCGAAGCCGCCCGGAAGUGCACUGUCCAAAAAAACUCUCAAAAAUGGACUUCAACGGGAUCCCAAAUGGCCUCGCUAUGGCAGGUGAACUUCGUCCGUGGUUACUGCAGUAACUAUCCAGCCCACAAUAAGGUCCUUCUGCCAGCGCUUUCACCCACAAUGGAACUCGGUACCAUCGUCAGCUGGGAGAAGAAGGAAGGCGACAAGCUGAACGAAGGUGAUCUCUUGGCCGAAAUCGAAACCGAUAAGGCCACCAUGGGAUUCGAAACUCCCGAAGAAGGUUACCUGGCCAAAAUUUUAGUGCCAGCCGGUCAGAAGGACGUUCCCAUUGGUAAGCUGGUGUGCAUCAUUGUCGAGAACGAAGCGGACGUCGCUGCCUUCAAGGACUACAAAGACACUGGUGCUCCAGCAGCCAAGCCUGCUGCCCCUGCUCCACCAGCAGCUGCAGCUGCACCUCCGGUACCAACUCCCCCACCGGUUGCGGCUGCACCGCCACCAAUGGCAGCUGCCCCCGCACCGAUGACCGCCGUUGAACAGCGUGGACCCCGGGUCUACGCUAGUCCUAUGGCCAAGAAACUUGCUGAACAGCAGCGACUACGAUUGGAAGGCCGAGGAUCCGGUCUUUAUGGCUCACUAACGUCUAAGGAUCUUGCAGGUCUGCAGGCGGCUGGUGCACCAGAAGCCCGUGCUGCAGCGGCAGGAGCACCCAGCGUUCCGGCCGGGGCAGCCUACGUUGAUAUUCCGGUGUCGAACAUUCGUGGAGUGAUCGCCAAGCGAUUGCUUGAAUCGAAGACCACCAUUCCACACUACUACCUCACGGUGGACGUUAACAUGGACAAAAUCAACAAGCUGCGAUCCAAGUUCAACAAACAGCUGGAGAAUGAUGGCGUGAAACUGUCGAUCAACGAUUUCAUCAUCAAAGCAGCUGCCUUGGCUUGCAAAAAGGUUCCUGAGGCGAACUCCGCAUGGAUGGACACUGUUAUCAGACAGUUCGACGCCGUGGAUGUUUCGGUGGCAGUUUCUACAGAUCGUGGUCUCAUUACGCCUAUCGUGUUCAGUGCCGAUCGUAAGGGACUGUCCGAUAUUUCUAAGGAUGUCAAGAACCUGGCGGCUAAGGCGCGGGACGGUAAAUUGCAACCUCAGGAAUUCCAGGGUGGUACCUUCAGCGUAUCCAAUCUCGGCAUGUUCGGCGUGACGCACUUCUGCGCCAUUAUCAACCCUCCGCAGAGCUGUAUUCUGGCGGUUGGUGGCACCCAGAAACGGAUCGUACCUGAUAAGGAUUCGGAACAAGGCUGGAAAGAGAGUGACUACGUAGCGGUAACUCUGAGCUGUGAUCAUCGCACGGUGGACGGCGCUGUCGGUGCUCGCUGGUUGCAGCAUUUCCGUCAGUUCCUAGAAGAUCCCCAUUCAAUGCUGCUGUAAAGGCGUACUAAGCUUGAAAAUUGAAUGAGUAUCCAUGCCUUAUUUGAAACCCAAAAAAGAACAACCAACCCGCUCCAUCACCAUCAGGGCUACCAGGUCUCCGGGAAAAAUGUUUUCACAACUACCACCACACUCACCUGCAGAAAUAAGUAGAAUAUUGUACAGUUAUCCAUAGACAAGCGCCGUUAUCCCCAUCACAUUUUUGCUUCAAGUGGUACUGGAGCAGCCAUCGUCCAUGGCGAGAAACAUCCCUCUCGUUACGAUAUGCUCCGGACACUUUGAACAACUGUCUGCCAAUAAACUAUUUAGUGAAACAGUCAUAUUAGUAGUUACGACACACUCGUACAAAUAAGAAACCUUGUUAAGUGUAACGAAAAGUAAAACAAAAAAAUCAAUGAGGCAAAGUGAUCAUCAAUCCGUACGAAGAAUCUGUGAAAACGUGGAACCGAUUUGUUUUGAGAAAAAGUAAAAUUAUCACUGUCCGAGCGGUUCUCACCUUUAUCUGCAAGCAAAGCUACUGCUUUCUAGUUCAGUUAGUAAGACUAAAAUUUAUAUUUAUUGGUUUCAACUGCGAAUUGAUCGCGAUUGAUUGGUUUAUGUUGAACAAAGUUUGAUUUUAACUUCAAUCGUGUAGCUAGUAUACAAAAAAAUCAAGGAACUUCAUAGAACAUUUUCAAAAUUUUAUUCAUGUCAAUCGAAAUUACAUCUUGAGGUUAGUCAAAUGCCCACACGAAUCAUAACUUCCGAACCUUCAAUUGCAACGAUCGAAACAGAGAAAAACUGACUCCAGGGAGCAUCAUAGGUACUACACACAAUGGAUCGUGUUUAAACGAAUAUUAGUGGCUAUUUUAAAGUUGAUAUUUUCAUAGGGACAACCUUGCACCAGUCUAAAGACAUCGUUUUGAACCAUACAGCAGGAGAUGAAAUUAAUGUUAGAAAGAAUCGAUUCGUCGUACAAUAUAACGUUGGUAUUUCACAGCGUGUAAGCAA
Molecule: messenger RNA, 2853 nt
Organism: Aedes aegypti (yellow fever mosquito)
Lineage: Eukaryota; Metazoa; Arthropoda; Insecta; Diptera; Culicidae
Gene: muc
Product: dihydrolipoyllysine-residue acetyltransferase component of pyruvate dehydrogenase complex, mitochondrial
Exons: 7
Coding region: 352-1863 (503 amino acids)
Biological process (GO): pyruvate decarboxylation to acetyl-CoA
Cellular component (GO): pyruvate dehydrogenase complex
Molecular function (GO): dihydrolipoyllysine-residue acetyltransferase activity
Source: RefSeq, a predicted model, not a curated record